GUGGGACCGGAAGUGAUCCGAGCUCGGGGACUCCAGGGUCAGGGGCCUGGCGUCGGUCUCCGGGGGAUGUGGAGAGUGGGCAGCAUGUCGGCGGAGCUGGGCAUCGGGUGUGCGCUGCGGGCAGUGAACGAGCGCGUGCAGCAGGCGGUGGCGCGGCGGCCUCGGGAUCUCCCGGCCAUCCAGCCCCGGCUCGUAGCAGUCAGCAAAACCAAGCCUGCAGACAUGGUGAUCGAAGCCUACAGUCACGGCCAGCGCACUUUUGGAGAGAACUACGUUCAGGAACUGCUAGAAAAAGCAUCAAAUCCUAAAAUUCUGUCUUCGUGUCCUGAGAUCAAAUGGCAUUUCAUUGGCCACCUACAGAAACAAAAUGUCAAUAAAUUGAUGGCUGUCCCCAAUCUCUUCAUGCUGGAAACAGUGGAUUCUAUGAAGUUGGCUGACAAAGUGAACAGUUCCUGGCAGAAAAAAGGUUCUCCAGAAAGGUUAAAGGUUAUGGUCCAGAUCAACACCAGUGGAGAGGCGAGUAAACAUGGCCUUCCCCCCUCAGAGACACUGGCCGUGGUGGAGCACAUAAAUGCCGAGUGUCCCAGCCUGGAAUUCGUGGGGCUGAUGACCAUAGGAAGCUUUGGGCAUGAUCUCACUCAAGGACCAAAUCCAGACUUCCAGGUGCUGCUGUCCCUCCGGGAGGAGCUGUGUGAGAAGCUGCACGUGGCCCCCGGGCAGGUGGAGCUGAGCAUGGGCAUGUCCAUGGACUUCCAGCACGCGAUUGAAGUAGGAUCCACAAAUGUCCGAGUAGGAAGCACCAUUUUUGGAGAGCGGGAUUACUCAAAGAAACCUGCCCCGGACACUUCCACAGCGGACCUGGAGGCCCCAGCUGUGACUCAGGAGCACUAAGCCCAGGAAUAACCCAGAAGACAAACUGUGCACUAACCUAGGUUUUCGUUUGGAUAGUCCCUGUGUCACAGCACAGUCCUGCGCCCCUGUGACUGGCAGAGCAAGCACCAGUGAUCACGUGUGUCGAUGGAAACCAUCUGUCUCAGUAUCUGACAUAGGAAACUCACUUCAAGCCAUGGCUUGGGAUUGAAUUUGUGAAAUUCAGACAUUUCAGGACCAGGCAAGGUGGCUCACACCUGUAAUCCCAGCACUUGGGAGGCUGAGGUGGGUGUAUUGCCUGAGCUCACAAAUUUGAGACCAUCUGAGCCAGAG
Molecule: messenger RNA, 1203 nt
Organism: Otolemur garnettii (small-eared galago)
Lineage: Eukaryota; Metazoa; Chordata; Mammalia; Primates; Galagidae
Gene: PLPBP
Product: pyridoxal phosphate binding protein
Exons: 8
Coding region: 67-891 (274 amino acids)
Cellular component (GO): intracellular anatomical structure
Molecular function (GO): pyridoxal phosphate binding
Source: RefSeq, a predicted model, not a curated record